Molecule: messenger RNA, 2922 nt
Organism: Plasmodium relictum
Lineage: Eukaryota; Apicomplexa; Aconoidasida; Haemosporida; Plasmodiidae
Product: conserved Plasmodium protein, unknown function
Exons: 1
Coding region: 1-2922 (973 amino acids)
Source: RefSeq, a predicted model, not a curated record
AUGGCUAUUAUGCAAAAUAGCUUGAAAACUUUGAAUAAUUCUAUCAAAAAAAUAAAAAAUAUUGAUUUAUUUAAGCAUAAAAACGAUUUCUACGUAAAGUAUAAAGAAUUGAACAAAAUAUCUGACAGAGAAAUAGAUAAAGAAAGAAUUCUAUUAAGAAGUUAUUUGUUCAAAAAAAAAGAAGAAUACUUAAAUGAAAAAGAUAUAAGUAAAAUACUUAAUAAAAUUAUAAAAAAAAAAAUUAAAAAUGAAUAUAUAUGGAAUAUUAUAAAAAAUUUGAUUUUCAAAUUUAAUUUGAAAUGUGUAAAUGAUUCCUCUUUGUAUAAUGAGAAAAAUAACGAUUACUUAACUUAUGAAAACGAAGAAUUAUUUUAUUAUAAUAAAAAUUUUGAUCAUGUAAAUGUGUAUUUACUAGCAAUAGCAAUACAAAUUUUAAAUAAAAAAAAUGCUAACUUAUUUAACUUCCUUUUUUUUUACUUAAAAUAUUUUUGCACAAAUAUAGAACCAAGACACUUUCUUCAUAUAUUUUUAAUAUUAGUGAAAAACACUUAUCGUGAUAUCAAUAAUUUAAGUAAAAGUAUAUUACUUGAAGAAGUAAAUAAAUUUAAUAAUGAUAAUGAUAGUAAUAAUAGAGGUAAUACUAUUUUAAGUGAUUCUCAUACUAUUAAAGAAGAAUAUGUAGAUAAAAUAAUUUGUUCUCAAAAAAAUUUUAUCGAGAUUUUAAGUAAGUAUUGUAUUUAUAAAAUAAAUUUUUUUUCUUUUAAUGAUAUUAGCUUGGUUUGUGAAGCACUUUGCUAUUUUUCACUAAAAGAAAAUCCUUUUUCCGACUAUUGGAAUACCUUCCUUUUUUAUAUAUUUGAAAUAAAUACGAAAAAUGAAAGAAUAAAUGAAUUUGAAGAAAAAAAUAAGAAUAAUUUAUUAUGUACAAGAAAUAAUUUUUUAAAAAAAAAAUAUGAGCAUUCGGGAUUAUUCAUGAAAAAAAAAAUAAAAACAUAUGAACAAAACAAGGAUUAUUAUAAUAAAUAUAUAGAAUUAAAUGGAAGAAAUAUAUUAAGUAUUCUUAAAUAUAUUCACAAUUAUUAUAGUGUAUAUCCUCAAAUAAAAAUUUUAGCAAAAAAAAUAAAAAGUAUUUUUUUGAAAAUAAAUUUUGAUGUAACUUUAUAUGAGUGCUCAGAAAUUUUAUAUUAUUUCAAUUCUUUAAAUGAACUAAAUAUAAAGAUUCUAAAAGAUAAAAUAAACAUAUACGAAUAUCAAUUUAAAGAUGUAUUUUUAAGCUUCUAUGAUUUAAACUGUUUAUUAAAAAUAUCCGAAUUAUACCAUAAAUAUAGUAAUCACAUACCUUUUCUAAAUAUCUUUUUACAUAAUAUACAUAAGUUUUCAAUAGAAAAUGUUUCAAUAAUAUUUAAGUUAAUAUUUAAAAAUUAUGAAUAUAAUUUGCAUAGUGAAUUAGAAUAUAAUAGUAAUAUAAGUAAAACUUAUUUAAGCAAUAAUAAUGAUACCUAUUAUAAUUGCACCUAUAAUUUUAGUUUCAUAAAUAAUAUUUUUUUAUAUAGUAGUAAUUUUUCUUAUACUCAUGAAAAUAAUAAUGUAAAUUGUUUUAAACAAAAUUAUAAAAAAAAUAAAUGCAAGAAUAAUGAAGUUGAAAUAAAUAAUUUGAAUUCUCCUAAUUAUUUUAGCUUAUUCUAUUUUAAUAAAAAUGAUUUAAAUUAUUUACAUAAAAGUGAUUAUUCUAUAAAUAAAGAAAACUUAUCUACAGGCUAUAGUUGUAGUGAAUUCAUAUUAAAUAAAAGAGAAAUUAAACAUAGAUGGGAUUAUAUUAAUGAUAUUAAUAAUGGUAAUUUAUUAAAAGGUAUAUGCACUUUAUUAUCAUCUUUUAGUGAAAUCAUAGAAAAUUUUUCUUAUAAAGAAAUUUUUUUUUUAUGUGAAAUUUUGAAUAAACAGGAAUAUGUACAUAACUCUAUCCUAGUUGCAAUAAAUAACAGAAUAUGUAAAGACUUAGAAAAAUAUUCUAUUAUCUCCUCUUCUUAUUUAGACUACAUAUUUUUUAUUGCUUGCUUUAUAUAUAGCAAUGAAUUUAAAGAAGAAAGACUAAUAAAUUAUUUAAUAAAUUUUUUUUUAAAUAAACAAGCAAUUUCUUUAAAACAUAAAUAUCAUUUUAUCUUUUAUUUAUUAAUUCUAAAAAAAGGCAUUAUUUCUGUAGAGUACUCCAAUUUAAUAAUUAAAAAUGUAACAUUAUUUAAUUAUCCUACUUUAUAUGAAUAUAUUUUAAUUUAUUUUUUAAAAAGCUCUAAAAAUAAUUAUAAAUUAUUAUUAAAUAAAAACAAAAUAAAAAAAAGGAAAUGCAUGGAAGUAUCUUCAUGUAAACAUAUUAUAGCAAAUAGUAUUCUUAAUACUUCUUAUUUUGAAAAUAUUCAUAUAUUUAACGAAAAUUAUUUCAACAGAGAACUACUUAAAAUAUUUUUAUAUCUAUGGUCAAUUACUAUCUCAAGACCUGGUAGAAAAUUCAUUGAUUUAAUAGUUAUAUUAAAUAAAUUUUUUGAUGAUAAAAGUGUACGAGAUUAUCUAUUCAAUAAAGUUAUAACUAAAAAAAUAGAACGGUAUGCAAGAUUAGUGAAAUAUAAAAAAAAUAAAAAAUAUGUAAUUCUUUGUAAUGAUCCAAUAAAAAAAGAGUACAUUACUUUUGAUAUAGAAAAAUUCCAUUUAUUAAACGGAAAUAUUUCCCCAAAACAAAGUAUCCCAGAAAAUAAAACUGAUGAGAAAUUAAAAAUAAAAGAUAGUAUUAAUUACAUAUUAAAUGACUAUAAAUAUAAGAAAGAUAUAGUGAUUAAGAAAGAUAUAAAAAAUUCAAAACCAGCAAAAUAUUUAAAAAAUCACAAAAAGGGAUCUCCUGUACAACAUUUUUUAUCUCUAUAUUAUGAAUAA